AAUUUUCCUAGUGCCAUGCUGACACGAAAGGUUGGGGCAGCUUUAGCAGUAGGCUGCACUGUGGUUGUGAAACCAGCUGAAGAUACUCCUCUGUCUGCAUUGGCACUGGCAGAGCUUGCUGAUCAGGCUGGGAUUCCUGCAGGAGUUUUCAAUGUAAUACCCUCUUCCAAGACCAAAACCCCUUCUGUAGGAGAAGUGCUUUGUACAGAUCCUCUUGUUGCUGCAAUCUCUUUUACUGGUUCCACCGCCACUGGAAAGAUCCUCCUACGCCAAGCAUCUGAUACUGUGAAGAAGGCUUCGAUGGAACUUGGUGGACUGGCUCCAUUCAUUGUUUUUGACAAUGCUGAUCUUGAUCGAGCUGUUGCUGGUGCCAUCGCCUCCAAGUUCCGAAACUCUGGACAAACUUGUGUAUGUGCAAAUCGGUUCCUGGUGCAGGAGGGAAUCCAUGAUAUUUUUAUUGAGAAGAUGGCCAAGGCAAUGCAGAGAGAAUUGCGUGUUGGAAAUGGAUUUGACGAGCAGUCUACACAAGGUCCCUUAAUCAAUGAAAGUGCAGUGCAAAAGGUGGAAAGUCAGAUAAGUGACGCAGUGUCUCAGGGUGCCAGCAUCGUGACAGGGGGAAAGCGACACAGUUCUGGAGCAACAUUCUUUGAACCAACUCUUCUUUCUAACGUCACAGUAGACAUGCUUUGUGCACAGGAGGAAACAUUUGGGCCUUUGGCACCAGUUCUCAAAUUUCGGACUGAGGAAGAAGCUGUAACUAUAGCUAAUGCUUCCAAUGUGGGUUUGGCUGGUUACUUUUACUCCAGAGAUCAUGCUCAGAUUUGGCGGGUUGCAGAACAGUUAGAAGUUGGCAUAGUUGGCGUAAAUGAAGGUCUGUUAUCAACCCCUGAGGCACCUUUCGGUGGAGUUAAACAGUCCGGCCUCGGAAGGGAAGGCUCGAAAUACGGUGUUGAUGACUACUUGGAAAUCAAGUAUGUUUGUUUUGGAAAUCUGUAUGUCUUGAGGGAUAAAUGUUAAAACUAUAUCAAUCGCUGCUUUAGUCUCUUAACAUGGAAAACAACCUUACUGCUGAAAUUGUUGAAUUCUUAAACAAAAAUGGUGUUAUUGGCACUUUUUGCUAGUUUGAAGGAUAUUUUUAACAUUUACUCAUUAUGUGCUUGAUAUAAGGAAAAAAGCUAUUUCAGCUGAAUUAAUCAUACAGCAUGGAAACAGACCCUUCGGUCCAACUCAUCCGUGCCAAUCAGCCAUCCCAAUCUGACCUAAUCCCAUUUGCCAGCAGUUGGCGCAUAUCCAUCUAAACCCUUCAUAUCUAGAUGCCUUUUACUUUGUUACAAUAAAAUCACUAUAUGAUCUAAUUGUAGCUUGUUUUCUCACCUCUUCUGGACAUGUUAAAAUAGAAUCUUUAAACAAGAACACUGGGUUAUACUUCAAAAACUGUAAUGUUUUGGAAAUGUUUGUAAACACUUGUGCAAAGUGGCUAAAAAGUACUUGUUUGUGAAUUUUAACUUGUGUUCUAAUUUUUAUUAUCUAGUUGUUAAAAGCACUGAAUUCAUGUCAUUAUUUAGUUGUGAUGUGCAAUAAUGUAACUAUUGAGAGGCAUUUAGUUUCUCUGAGUUUGUCAAUUGUUAAAUAUUUAAGAAAUAAGUCCAGUUAGCAACGUAUUAUGUUACUUGAUAACCCAGAUUAAGAUUUACUGCCCUAAUUACAUUAUGGAAGUGUACACUGAAUCUCGUUAAUACCUUGUGGUUAUUUGUAAACUGUGCGUUUUUCUCCUGAGGCAAUAAAUUUAGAAUAAGUUUAAA
This is a messenger RNA of Rhincodon typus (whale shark), 1802 nucleotides long. It is a transcript of the gene aldh5a1, whose product is annotated as aldehyde dehydrogenase 5 family, member A1 (succinate-semialdehyde dehydrogenase). The transcript is spliced from 7 exons. The coding region runs from base 16 to 1017 and encodes 333 amino acids. The record is from RefSeq and is a predicted model, not a curated record. Lineage: Eukaryota; Metazoa; Chordata; Chondrichthyes; Orectolobiformes; Rhincodontidae. Gene Ontology annotation, molecular function: succinate-semialdehyde dehydrogenase (NAD+) activity.